Paramuricea clavata is the source of this 321-nucleotide messenger RNA. Lineage: Eukaryota; Metazoa; Cnidaria; Anthozoa; Malacalcyonacea; Plexauridae. The record is from the annotation of a GenBank genome assembly.
AUGCAGUCAAGCGUUAAUGACCAGCGGGAUUAUGAAAAUGAAUUAAAUGAGAACUUUUGGAAGUUUUGUAAAAAUGAAUUUGAAAACAAUCAAGAGCUAGAACCAAACUUGGGCGAACAGUCGUGUUUCGACUAUUUUAAGAACUUAUUUAAAGAGAAAUGUAAAAGUCGUUUGUUUAAUUGGCCGUCCUCGUUGAGUUCAUUUCCAUCCGCAAGUAAAGAUUUCGACUUAGAAUGUCCAACGUAUCGCGAAAUCUCCAAAAUAAUCAGAAAAAUGAAAAGUUGUGGCUCUACGUGUCCUUUCGAUCAAAUACGCAAAUGA